AUGCCCUCCAUUGCCACCUCGACGACCAAGGCCAAGGCGCUAGAGGAGGAUGACGCUGCUCCACCCCAAUCAGCAAGCACCCGCAAAACGCGGCCUUUGCGUCGCAAGACCUCCCACUCGGUCAUCGAGAGGAGGCGAAGGGAAAAGAUCAAUGAGCGGCUGAUCAGACUUCAAGAGAGCGUACCCGCUUGUCGUCAAGAGGCGCAAGAGAUGCUGAGCAGCAAGUUGAGCAACGUCAAGGGCAAAAAGAGGUUGGCUGAGGCGGAUCGGCAAGAAGAGAUCGAGAGGCGCAUCAAGCAGGAAAUGGUUCUGGAAAAGCUGUGCAUCAUCAGCCACACGGUUGGUGCGUGCUGCGAGCCCAUUUGCAUCGCAUCGCAUCGAUCCGAUUGCGACCGAUGGGACUGA
Molecule: messenger RNA, 405 nt
Organism: Ceraceosorus bombacis
Lineage: Eukaryota; Fungi; Basidiomycota; Exobasidiomycetes; Ceraceosorales; Ceraceosoraceae
Source: the annotation of a GenBank genome assembly